CAUGCAAACAAAACACAGCGAGCGUUUCUUUGCUUUGUGCUCUACUGAUACAGAUGCUCGUGAACGCACGUGCGUUAAAAGUUUGUUUAGAACCCAGAGCGAUGGAAACGUGCGCGCUAUGCUUCUGCUGAGACACGCAGAAGAACUGCGCGGUCACGUACAACAACGCCCCGAGGCUCCUCCCACUUCGCGCGCUCUGAGCGUGGAUAGGCGUGAUCGUGGCGUGAAGCGCACUGGAGUUUGUGUCCACGCACGCACACAGACGCGCUCAGAUUGUGUGUCUUGUGAGCUGUCACUAAGCUGAGAGACCCGAGAGGAGAGCUGGCGGAGCCGUAACAGAGACUAAAUCAAAGCACUUCUGCUGAGAAAAUGGGUGAGGAGGGGCCGCCCAGUCUGGAGUACAUUCAGGCCCGGGACCUGUUCCCCCAGAAAGAGCUGCUCAAAGAAGACGACGCUCUGCAGAUCCCGUUCCCUGUCCUGCAGGGCGAGUGGGUCGAGUUCCUGGGCCGUGCGGACGAUGCCAUCAUCGCCAUCUCCAACUACAGACUUCACAUCAAAUUCAAAGACUCCGUCAUCAAUAUGUAUCCUGGUGUGGACAGUGAGAUUUCUGUUCCUCUGAGGCUGAUUGAGAGCGUUGAGAGCAGAGAUAUGUUCCAGCUACACAUCAUCUGCAAAGACUCCAAAGUAGUGAGGUGUCAUUUCUCGACGUUCAAGCAGUGUGAGGAGUGGCUGAAGCGCUUGAACAGAGCCGUAGCGCAUCCGGCCCGUCUGGAGGAGCUGUUCGCGCUGGCGUUUCACGCCUGGUGUUUAGGAGGAAACACAGACGAUGAAGACCAGCACCUGCACCUCUGCAGACCAGGUGAUCACGUGCGGCACAGGAUGGAGGUGGAGGUGAAGCGGAUGGGAUUCGACAUGCAGAACGCCUGGAGAGUGUCUGAUAUCAACAACAACUACAAGUUGUGUUCGAGUUACCCACAGAAACUGCUGGUGCCCGUCUGGAUCACAGACAAGGAGCUGGAGAGCGUGGCCUCCUUCAGGUCCUGGAAGAGGAUUCCUGUGGUGGUGUACAGGCACCAGCGUAACGGGGCGGUCAUCGCCCGCUGCAGUCAGCCGGAGAUCAGCUGGUGGGGCUGGAGGAACACUGAGGACGAGUAUCUGGUGACGUCUAUAGCGAAGGCCAGUCAGCUGGACGCCGGGCCGAGGGCCUGCAGGACCAGAGGAGACGGACCAGACUCGUACGACAGUGACUUCGACUCGUCUCUGACAGGUUGUCCCGCUCCUGAUGCCAGCAGUGCAGCACAGAAGUUACUGAUUCUGGAUGCGCGUUCUUACACCGCCGCCGUGGCCAAUCGUGCCAAAGGAGGAGGCUGCGAGUGUGAAGAGUACUAUCCCAACUGUGAGGUGAUGUUUAUGGGCAUGGCCAAUAUCCACUCCAUCAGAAACAGCUUUCAGUCACUCAGAGCCGUUUGCAGUCAGAUCCCGGAUCCCGGCAACUGGCUCUCGGCUCUGGAAAGCACCCGUUGGCUGCAGCACCUGUCCGUUAUGCUGAAGGCCGCGUCUCUGGUGUGCUCCGCGGUGGAGCGUGAAGGAAGGCCGGUGCUGGUGCACUGCUCAGACGGCUGGGACCGGACGCCGCAGAUCGUGGCCCUCGCAAAGAUCCUUCUGGACCCCUUCUACAGGACCAUAGAGGGUUUUCAGGUGCUGGUGGAGACCGAGUGGCUGGAUUACUGGUCAUAAUUUGCGGACCGCUGCGGUCAGCAGGAGAGCGGUGAGGAUGUGAGUGAACAGUGUCCCGUGUUCCUGCAGUGGCUGGACUGUGUUCAUCAGCUCCUCAAGCAGUUCCCCUGCCUCUUCGAGUUCAACGAGGCCUUUCUGGUGCGAAGCCUUUGCUUUCAUUUAUAUGUUGCGGAUUUGAGUUGUUGCCGUGGUGAUGUCCGCAGUUCUGCAGCCGGUCUGUCACACGCGAGCUCUGCAGCUGUGGACGCCGUGUAUCUGCCGACUCCUCGGCCGGCACCGCGGGCUGAAGAUGCCAUGGCAGAUCUACCUGAGCCCUUCGGCCGGAGGAGAGGAUUUUCCAAUUCCCUCAGGCUCCCCAAAACACGCUCGAUGGACAACUUGGUGUCUGCUUGUGAGAACGGCGUGGCGCUCACCCGCACCUCGAGUGACCCCAACCUGAACAAGCACUGCCAGGAGGGCCGUCCGGCGCUGGAGUCCAACCAACCCACGGCCAUCCAGAGCGCGUGUGAGGAAACCAGCUCUUCAGUAUCUCGUGAGGACGAUUUAAGGGUGGAGCCUUGUUUGACAACCCAACCCCUUCCAUCUCUGCCCCACCCCUUAGCGAUAGACCAAGCCACGCCCCUUCCAGUCACAAACCAAGCUCCGCCUCAAAUCCCAAUUAGCUCACCACAGGAAAUCAGGACUGCAGAAAACACAAAUCCACCUCCUCUUUGUAACGGAGACGUAGAAAACGCUAGCGGAUCUGUGAACUCUGAAGCCAUUGUGCCAAUGGAGGCCUCAGUGGAGACGCUAACGGAGCAAAGCGCUAUCCCUCCUUCUAGGAAAGCCAUUGAUGUGGCGUUCGAAAUGCCGAUACAAAACGGCGAACUGGUUCCCGCUAGAGAACGACCGCCACCUGCCGACUACGCCAAAGCAGCGCGGCGUUUGAUUUCCCAAAGCCAGCUGACGGAGCUAUCGCUGCUCGGUUCCCAAUGGGACAGCGUCCAAGGCCUGGUGCAGUCGGCCUGCGGCGGCGCCAUCCAACACGGCAGCUAUCACAGCCGCCGCCUGGCGAACAAGCUCCUCCGCGCCCACACCGGAAGCGCUAACGGCGGGCCGUGUUGUCGUCGAGACCCUCUGCGCGCUCCUGGGAGCCCCAUCCAGUCCGGCUGGUUCUCUGCGGUGAAGAACUCCAGCUACGCCGCGAUUUGUUCCUCGGCGGCGUCAUCGCUAGCAAUGGGGCCUUCCUUCCGGCAGCUGCUCCCGUCCCAUUCCUCGCCGUCCUCCAGCGGCUCUCCGGUGUACCUGGACGACGACGGCCUGCCGGUGGCGGUGGACGCGGUGCAGCAGCGGCUGCGGCAGAUCGAGGCCAGUUACAAACAGGAAGUGGAGGUGCUGAGGCGGCAGGUUCGACAGCUGCAGCUCAAACUGGAGAGCAAGCAGUUCUGCACACCGCCCUCCGAACCCGACGUCGACUACGAGGACGAUAUCACGUGUCUGCGCGAGUCGGACGGCAGUGACGAGGAAGACUCUCUGUCCAGUCAACAACGACAACUGCUACAGCGAGGACAGCAAGGAAACAUAUGUAAAUCAAGUACACAGGUCACCAGAUGGGUGCCGGAUCACAUGGCCUCUCACUGCUUCAACUGCGACUGUGAGUUCUGGAUCGCCAAGAGACGCCAUCACUGCAGGAACUGUGGGAACGUGUUUUGUAAGGACUGCUGUCACCUGAAGCUGCCGAUCCCUGACCAGCAGCUGUACGACCCGGUUCUGGUGUGCAACACCUGCCACGACCUGCUGCUGGAGUCCCGCACGCGAGAGCUGCGCUCGCAACAGCUGGAGAAAGCCAUCGCCACCGCCUCCAGCUGAGACGGCCGAUCACAGCGCGCCACACACGCCGGCGUCCAAUCAGACGGCUGUCUUUUAGAGCAAGAGCCGCUCUCUCCUCUGGAGUCCGGAUCGGUUCUGAGACUGACCCACACGAGGAACGCGACGGGGUCAACUCCAAAACACGAGUGCGGUUUGCGACGGAGGGGCGAUUUUAUCACUGCAAGUGAACUCCAAGCUUCUCUGGAUGAGGACAGAAACCGGACCCAAAGGAAGCCCGAAGAGAGGCGUUUCUUCACCACACGGCCCGUAUGCAUCACACACAAAACCCAGAGGCCCUCUAUUUAAAACCAACCAAGCUGCUACAGUAUUUAAAAAUGAGAAAUUCUACUUUUGUAUCCUUGUUACUUUGUGCACUACGGAGGGGGUUUGAGACCAAAACGGAGAGAUCUGCAGCUGUUCAUCUGCUGAUAUAUGAAGCAUGAAUGUACGGCUGUUUGGUUUGUUUUGGUUUUUCAGAAGCUGGAGGGAUUGCCGCGUGCAGUCGCUGAGUUUAAGCUGCCAGUUUGCAUUGAUUUGACGUUAGUUUUGUGCAGUUUUUGUUUUUCAGCCGCUCCCGUCAAAACUGCGCUUUCGGCUGAACUCUGACAUGGUUUCACUGUCGACUUUAAACGCCAAACACAAAUUCCAGCGUAUCAGAAAUAUAUAAACAGAAUCACUCCUGAAUUAAUGCUUCAUCUGGCUGGGUGUGUGUUUUGUAGCAGGAAAAGCAAGAAAAAACCGAGCAAGCUGAACAUUUAUGCUGUAUGUUGUUGUGUGUGUUACGGUAAAACUAUAGUCAUGUUGCACUGCUCCGUCUACUUUAGCCAGAAUACUAGUGUGCUAGUUUCUUUUCUAUGACUUCAUCUGAACAAACCAACGGUGAUAAUUAAAAUGUCAAGCUGAAACGGGUGAAUCGGUGGAAACUGGUGGCGAUUUGAAGGACUUUUAUAUUGGAGCACCGUUUCGCUAAUGUCCAUCACAUGUUCAAAACAAGUGCUAAGAUUUCUUUUUCACGUCGUCUGCGUCUUCAGGCCCUUCGUUGAUUGUGUGUUGUAGUGUUGGUGAACCUCUCUCUCAACAGUGCCAUGUGUUUGAUUUAUUUUUUUAACAUGUUGGAUGGUACACUACUUAGAGGCUUAACAAUCAGAGGAUGAUUAGUUGAGAAUCGAUGAGGUUAAAAACACUGAGAACCGGUUUGAUUUUGUCUGAUGGUUUCAUUUUUCUUCUCUGUGGUGUUGAUGAAGGACACAUUUUGAGUUAAAUGCAUUGAAAAGGAACCCAGAAAUGUGAUGUAUAGUUAUUUGGUCUGUAAUAGUGGCUAAAAUGUGUCACUUAGUGAAUAAUUGUUGUAAAGAAAUGCACUGUACAAGUUCAAUCCCAUGGGUUAAAUAAAAAGAUACGUCUUUAUCAAC
This is a messenger RNA of Cyprinus carpio (common carp), 4997 nucleotides long. RefSeq names its product myotubularin-related protein 4-like (gene mtmr4). NCBI's taxonomy places the organism in Eukaryota, Metazoa, Chordata, Actinopteri, Cypriniformes, Cyprinidae. The record is from RefSeq and is a predicted model, not a curated record. Gene Ontology annotation, molecular function: phosphatidylinositol-3,5-bisphosphate 3-phosphatase activity; metal ion binding; protein phosphatase binding. Gene Ontology annotation, biological process: dephosphorylation; regulation of autophagy. The transcript has 19 exons.